Closterium sp. Yama58-4 is the source of this 627-nucleotide messenger RNA. The record is from the annotation of a GenBank genome assembly. Lineage: Eukaryota; Viridiplantae; Streptophyta; Zygnematophyceae; Desmidiales; Closteriaceae.
AUGGUCGACAAGGCAGUGCGCACUGUGGUGGCAUGCUCGGAAAAUCAAGCAUUUGGAUUGGAUGGGACGGAGAUUGCCAAGACCAUUGAGUCCACCACGGGGGAUCUGACGGAGUGGUACUUGAUGAACGACAAGCCGUUCGGAGGCGAGGGCAAAGGGUGGUUGGUCGGCUUUCUCAAGCUCCACAGGGAAGGCGGAGGCAAGCAGGUCCGGGUGCGAGGCGUGGACGGGGAGGGACGCCCAAUCAACCACCUCUACACCAUGCAUGAGAGGAAGCUCCCGGGGCACAAGCAGGGAAGCAACUACGUUGAGUGCGUGAAGUUGUGCCGCAGGUUUGCCCGAGAUUGCGUGGACAACCUCAACGAGCGUCUGGAUGACCUAGGGAAGCUAAGGCCGAUGAAGUUGUUUCAGGCGGGAAAGUGGUCGAAGAUCAAGGCUCAACAAGAGAAGAAGUGCCGUGAGUGGCUGCUGGGAUGCAGCAAGCUUUUCUGCAACAAGCUGCCGGGAUUCGACCUCAAGGCAGCAGAGAGGGAGCUUCCGACUUUCUGUGCGAUCAUGGAGACGCACCACGAGUUGGAGAGCUUCUCGCAGGGGCUGACUGUCUUUUUCGAGAGUGCAGACUCCUAG